AUGGCUGGAUAUCCAGAUGGGAUGGAUGGAUUUGGUAUAAGAUCGACGCGACAAUUUAUCGCAGUCCACUCUGAGGUAGGAGAAUAUCUCAAAAAAUUAUGAAAAACUGAUAGUUUCUUCCAGAAAAAUCCUCCAAACCCCUCGAAAAAUUAUCGAAAAACACACAGAAACUUGUGUUCAUGUCAUGUCCAUUUGAAGUGUGUCUAAUUGAUAAGAGAGUAUUUGAAAUGAGGAGAGCUGGCGAGAGAAAAAUACAGUUUGCUCAAUUUUGGAAAGAUAAGAGAAGCACAACAAGUGCACCAAUUGUAUUAUUUUUUUUUUUUUUUGGAAAAAAUUAAUUUAUUUUAUGGAUGGCACAUUUUAUUUGAUCUACAUUUGCUGCAUUUUUUGCGCUUGUUUUGGGCGCGUUUUUGGUAGUGGAACGAAUUUCGAAUGUUUUGGCGGAAAUUUGGGAUGGUUGCUGGAUGAAGAGGAGGCGAGUUGUGUAUUUCCACUAACACAGUUUGAGAGGAAUUUUUCGGUGGCUGUGCAGAUUUGUGGAGCGUGAGUUUUUUUUUAUUUUUGAAAAACGUUUUUAAACCUUUUAAAAAAUGUUUGUUUUGUUUUGAGAGAACUAGUCGCUUUCAAAACAAAAAAUGAAAAAAAAUAAAAAUAAAAAUAAAACAACGACACUACGCUUGCCCGUUGUUUAAUUUUCACCGAUUGUUUGAGCGGAGUGUCGUAUAAUAUUUUAUUUUUACAAUAUUGCGCGUAGAAUCAGGCUUCUUCUUAAACCUCAAAAAUCUUCUCCUUUUUCCAGCAUCAACCAUUCAACCGCAUAUCGUGUCACCAAUUGGCUAACGGCCAAAAAAUUGCUCACAAAAAUCGACCGCAAAACUCAAGGCAAAAUCUUUUGGACCGGGUUGAAAGUUGUGGAUUUGGAAGUGCUUGGCGUGGAAUCCGAAGAUGCUGGACAAAAUGAAAAUGAAGAGGAUGGGAACGCGGGGAUUUCGAAUUUCACAUCGAUCUACAAUCCGCUGUGGGCGAAGGGAGAACCGAAAAAAGUGGGUGAUUUGGGGGGAGGGGGAGGGAAUCAACAACAAAAAAUCACUGUUUCAAAAAUAGUCGAAAAAAAUUGCGAGUGUAAGCCGGAAUCUCGUGCGAAGCUCCGCAAGCUUCUGCGAACGCGACAAUUUUUGAUAGCUCCGGAAUAA
This is a messenger RNA of Caenorhabditis angaria, 1193 nucleotides long. The record is from the annotation of a GenBank genome assembly. Lineage: Eukaryota; Metazoa; Nematoda; Chromadorea; Rhabditida; Rhabditidae.